Panicum virgatum (switchgrass) is the source of this 1430-nucleotide messenger RNA. RefSeq lists its product as uncharacterized. Gene Ontology annotation, molecular function: protein dimerization activity. The transcript has 7 exons. The coding region runs from base 549 to 1268 and encodes 239 amino acids. The record is from RefSeq and is a predicted model, not a curated record. Lineage: Eukaryota; Viridiplantae; Streptophyta; Magnoliopsida; Poales; Poaceae.
GCGGGUGUACGUACCCUUGGACGCCUUAUUCUUCUCGGCGUUCCUCUCGCGGGCCAUCUUGGACUUUUGGCCGGUGCCGCCGCCCAUGGCUGGUGGUGGUUCCUCCGAUUUGGGUGCUCGUGUGAGAAGGGUUAUGGUCCAAACUUCUUAUGCGUCCAUCUUGUUCAUUUAAUUCAUACCCCAAACUUCUUCUUUGUGAGAGCAAGCAGCACUUCAGGGUCCUGCUUUGUCUGCAUAUAUGCGUCCAUCUUGUUCAGUUUCUGCAGUACAUUGUUCUGGUGUCAGGACACCCUGUUAAAAUAAGUUAAUGAAAUAUCUGAAAUCCGUCGAUGAAUGGUACAUAUGCAAUGUCCACCUGUCCCAAAAUCUCAAACACCAUUAGUACUUUGAUUUUCUUAUUCAAACAGCUAGAAGGAGUGGCCAAAAAUAGUUCUGCAAAUUUACCAGACUGAAUUGAUCUAGGAAGAAAGGACCAUCAUCAAAUUUUGAAAGGGAGCUGUCUAUUUUGUCAGACUGAUCAGACUGUUGGUUCACCUGUGCUUGGGAAAAUGGUACUAGAAGAAGAAUUUGCUGAUUACAAAUCUCGUCGUCGAGUUGUUCGUAGGCCAAAAUCUGAGAUUGACACAUAUUUGGAAGAGGAUCCUGCCGAGGAUAGUAAAAGAUUUGAUGUGUUGGGUUGGUGGAAGGCUCGUGCUGAUCAGUUUCCUGUCUUAUCAAAGAUGGCUAGGGACUUUCUUGCUAUCCCACUCAGCACCGUAUCAUCUGAAUCGGCUUUUAGUUGUGGCAAUAGGAUUCUAGGGGACACAAGAGGCUCGCUAACGCCACAGAUGUUGGAGGCUUUAGUUAGUGCAAAAGAUUGGCUCACUAUAGUCCAAGAUAAAGAUAAGGAUAAGGACGAUGAAGGGAUCUUAAGUGGAGCUGUUGGGGUCGGUGCAGGGCAAAAUAUGCCACAUUUUGUAAGCAUGCUACAUUCUCAGACGGGCUAUGUUGCGCCUCUUCUUAUUGCAGCUUCUUUUGCUGGAGCAUUGCAGAGUUUGCUGUCAUUCAGAAGGUAUUCAGCAUGGAUAAACCCAAUCAGGCACCGUAUGUUGCUCAGCAGUUUGGUCUUGGUUCUCUCCAGGGAUUCCCAGGCAUGUCACCAUUUGGGCAGGCUCCACCUCCAGACAUACAAUCACUCCAGUUCCUUAGCAGCAACCCUCAACUGGGGCACCAGACUACGGAUCAAGGCCAGUACACCAUUCCAGUCUGGGAUUUCCUGUGAUGUAUAAUAUGUGGCUUAUGCCAACGUAGCAGCGUAUUUGUAAAUUAUGUAAUAGCCAAUAAUGUAGAAACAGCUCUGGGUUGCUCAACAUGCUUAUGUAAAUGAAAUCGUCGAGCAUGGUAAAAUCGUCAGCACAAAAUGAAGCCAAUCAAAGAUCUGGGGAAUGGCA